AUGUCUGUAAGGAAUAGUGAAGUCGAAGUGAAUGGUUGGACAACAUUCGAUGUACCAAAUCAAUUCGAAGAUCUAAAGAAACAACUCGCUACAGGAUCAUAUUAUGUACAAAAUGUUCUCGAUCUUGGUGAUAUUAACACUCGUUUACAAAAUAUUUCACGAAUUCGAGAACCCAAAGAAUUACUUGAGAUGUUUCCAUUAUUCUACAGUAUUGCUAUUCAUUUUGAGAAAGUAUCGAUCAAUGGACGUUCUCAAGCGGUAGAAAUCUUACUUCGAUUAACAGCAAGUGAAAUGUCAGAAGCUCAACGUCGAAUUCAUAUUGGUCUGAGUGCUGAUGAUCGACGUUUCCAUUUGAACAUCGUGAAAAUGCUUUCAUGUCUUCUGGCUGAAUAUAUCGUUCGAUUUGAUAAUGAUCAAGCAAAUAAAUCAUCAGAUUUUGAUAUGCCUGCACCAAAAAAGGGAAAGAAAAUCAAAGAAGGAGAAAGUGGUGGAAAAACUAAUGUAACAUCCGACGUCCUACGAGACAGAUGUCUGAAAGGCCUUUGUGAUAUUCUUCGAUCACAUAUCAAACCAUUAUGGGACUCGUCGAUCAUCGAUGAACAAUUCGUCAAAUGUGUAACAAAACCCUGUUAUCAUCUACUUCGUCGACAAGAUAUUGCAAAGAAUCCCAUCGUGAAAGAAAAUCUUCCAUUGAUUCUCACGAUUAUGAUCAACAAAUUCGAACACGCACGAGAAGCAUCGAUUCAAUUUAUUCAAGCCGUGAAACUUUAUGAUAGUAAUUCAAGUUUAUUGAUUACGGUGCUAAAUUCACUUCUGACAGAUUAUCAAGACACGUCGUUGGCAGUUGAAUUAUUAAAAGAGAUUUGUGAGACGAAUUUUGUUGCAGCACAAGCAGACAAUGCAUCAGCAAAAACCAUGGCGACAUUCAUUAUCGACAUGGCAAGAUUAGAUCCACAUAUUAUUCGAACAAAUAUCGAUCAGAUAACAGAUUUAUUAACAGCUGAAAGUCAUCAUAUUCGUGUUGCUGCUCUAACAGCAUUCUGUUCCGUUAUCGAAAAACUUCUCUCAUCCGAUGACCUCGAUGAUGGACAAAGAAAACUGCGUGACGAUCUGCUACAAAUACUUCGAGAACAUGUCUCAGAUGUCACUGCGUUUGUUCGUCAACAUUGUUUACAACUAUGGACUUCAUUAGUUCAACAAAAGAAAGUUCCGGUUAGACAAUAUAUCCGAGCAUUCGAACUUGGAUUAGAUCGAUUGAGAGAUUCCGCUUGUGCGGUACGAAAGGAUGCAGUGACGUUGGUGAUGCAUAUGGUUCUAAAUAAUCCCUAUUUUGUUGUGGAACAUGUCUCAGAUGUCACUGCGUUUGUUCGUCAACAUUGUUUACAACUAUGGACUUCAUUAGUUCAACAAAAGAAAGUUCCGGUUAGACAAUAUAUCCGAGCAUUCGAACUUGGAUUAGAUCGAUUGAGAGAUUCCGCUUGUGCGGUACGAAAGGAUGCAGUGACGUUGGUGAUGCAUAUGGUUCUAAAUAAUCCCUAUUUUGUUGUGGAUUCUACACGAGCUCAAUUCGAAGAACGACAGAAUGACGCGGAAACGAAAUUAGCUGAACUUCGUAGUGAACUUGAAAAGUUAAAUCAAAAUAGAAAGGAAGACAAGGCGAAUUUGAAGGGAAAAGUUGAAUCGGAUGAUGAAGAUAGUGGAGCCGAAGAAGAUGAUGAAGAACAAGAAACAGAUGAAAUGCCUGUUGACAAUAAUCAAGAAAAAGAAGCUCCCAAUGAAGAUCAAUCGCUUCAGGAAACUUUAGCUCGUGUUAAACUUGAAGAACAAGUGAUGCGUGUUGAAGAAAUCGUCACGUUAUACAAAGAUGGUCUCCAAUUUAUGGAUUUAAUCGAACAAGCUAAUCGUCAUGUUGUGAAUCUAUUCAAUUCGCCUACAUUAGCAGAUUGUAAACAAGCUGUUGAUUUCUUUGUUAAUCUACGUCAUUAUCGUCUUGUUUUACCAAAUAUUGAGCAAAGUCUACGACUGAUGUUUAGUCUAAUUUGGUCAGCUGAUAAAUCCAUAUGCGAAGCGAUUACUCAAGCAUUUGUAAAGAUUUAUUUCGAUGUCGCACCAACAGUUCCUGCAGCACAUGUUCCUCUUCAUCAAGCUCGUGCGAUUAUUCGUGCAUUGAAAGGCGCUACAUUCUCCGAAGAGCUGUGUUUCGAAGAAAUUCUCAAACAAUUAAUCAAAAGCAAGAAAAUUGCCACUGAAGCCAUCACUGAAGCUCUAUGGAGAUUCUUCAAAGCACCACCGGACGAUAAUACUGACGUUAUUGCAGGAAAGAUUCUAACAUUCAUCGUCGGAAAUGAAGUGAAUACAAAAUUGAAUGAUAUUACGGAUCUGAUUCAAGCGAAAGAUAAAAACCGUCGUUUCGUACAUAUUUCUUGUUUAUUGUUGCAAUUGGCUGCAACACCGAAGAAGAUUGAAAAUGGCGUGCGACCCAAACAAUUUCGUUUACCGAAAACGCAUCGGCUAUUCGAGAUUCUUGGCAAUAUCAUUGUCUCAACUUUUCAUGAUGUUUCGGACCGACAAUGGACACCUAUGAUGGAAUCGGCAUUCGACGUCAUUUUCAAGUUAGCUGAUGGUCCAAUCAAACACAUAGAAAAUAUCAUUAAAAAACUUGCUGUGAAAACCGGUGUGAAACUCGGUGGAUUGAUCAAAAUUCCAACAGCAUCACAGUCGCAACCUGUGUUUAACGAACCGAUGGACUACGAAAACGCGGGUUGGGAUAACAGUCAAAACCAAUUAUCUCAACAACAACAAUCUCAACAUCAUCAUUCACAGAACAAUUCCAAUUCGGCGUUGUUGUUAGUUCGGUUUUUGAAUUGUUUGGGAAAAGCAGCUGUUGGUAUUGUUUAUUACGUUGAUUGUACGGUUAAAGAUGAACUUUUCCGACGGAAAGAAGCUAAACAAUCAACAGUAGCCAGUAAAAAAUCGCAGCCCAAACAACGAAAAUCAGCGAAAAAGCGGACAAAACGGAAAACACCUGAUGAAGACGACGAAAAUUCAUCGAUCAACGAUACUACCGCAAGUUCAUCAAAUCUCACCUUAAAUUCAACUACAAAUCAAACAAUUGACGAUGACCAAGACGAUGAAAUGUGUCAAGUGUUUGGCGGUGCUGAAGCUGAAGAUCCGGUGGACAAUGAAAUCGGUCAAUAUAUCCAAUCCUUAUGCGAAAAGAACUCUUUAUUAAUGCAAUACAAAAAUAUUCUCGAACAAAUUCUUCUCCAUCCAAAUGAAUAUCGAGAAGAAGCUUUACAAUUGAGUGCGACGAUCUGUUUAUGUAAAUUUAUGUUACUAUCUGUUGAAUUAUGUGAAACACACGCAAAAAUGUUAUUUGACUUACUAAAAAACUCGACUUUUGAAAGUGUACGAGUGGCUAUUAUGGUUUUAAUGAAUGAUUUUUAUCUAAAAUAUCCACUAGCAUUUGCGGCGUAUUCAAAUGAUGUUUAUGGCUGUUUGCGUGACCGAUCGGAUAACGUUCGUUUAGCUGCUCUGAAAACGAUCUCAAAUCUAAUACUCAAAGAAAUGGUUAAGCCCAAAGGUCAAAUUAGUGAAAUCGCUCUGUGUAUUAUUGACAAGCAUCCUCAAAUAGCAACAUUAGCCACAUCAUUCUUUAGUGAAUUAGCGAAACGCCAACAUGGUGAGGCAUUAUUCAAUAUUUUACCCGACAUUUUCUCGAAUCUCGUCGGGGGUGGAUUGGAUAAAGAGCGACAAUUGAGUGAAGAAGAUUUUAAAUGUAUUAUGGAAUUUCUAUUCAAAUAUGUUAGUAAAGAAAAACAAACAGAGAGUUUAUCGGAAAAAUUAUGUCAACGAUUUCAUCUGGCUGAUAACAAUCCUCGUUUAUGGCGUGAUCUUGCUUAUAUUAUGUCAAAAUUAACAUACAACGAACGAGCGUUGAAAGGUUUACUAGAUCAUUACAAUUACUAUGCUGAUAAACUCGUCGAAGAUGCUGUUUACGAAUCAUUCUUAACAAUCAUCAGUAAUGCCAGGAAAUUAUUAGGCAAUAAACCGGAUCUUAAAGUUGUACUCGAUGAAUUAUCAACUCGUAUUGAUCAAGCACGAUCAUCGAGUGGUAUUCUCGUUGCUGUACAACAAGCACAGCAGAAAACCAAACAGCCGCUUAAAGCUUCUCGUGCCGGUGGUGCUGCGAAGAAAGGAAAAGCAACGGCAAGUCGUAGUAAAGCGAAAACAUCGCAAUCGGAUGAUGACGAUGACGACGAUGAUGAUAAUGAUGAAAAUGAUUUCAAACCAACGAAAAAAGAAGUGAAAACACCUACAGCAAUUCGAUCGAGACGUGGUGCGGCCGUAACUGCACGAAAGAAAGCAACUAUUGUAGCGAGUGACGAUGAUGAUGAAGAUUAA
Messenger RNA from Adineta ricciae, 4404 nucleotides. NCBI's taxonomy places the organism in Eukaryota, Metazoa, Rotifera, Eurotatoria, Adinetida, Adinetidae. The record is from the annotation of a GenBank genome assembly.